AUGAAUAAAGAAUAGGAUUCUGCAAAUUCAUCAGUAGAUAGCUUAUAAAUGAGAUAAUUUGAUGAUAAGUAGUUGGAAUAUGUCAAUAAUGGAGCUAAAUUACAAACAGGAAAAUAAAAAACUAUGACAAUUUCAUUAAUAAGUAUAUAUUCUGACUAAAAUACUAAAAGGGAAUAAGAAGAUCGUAGAGGAUAUUUAUGAGUAUUAUAAGGGUAGUGAUAUGUAAUAGGAAGAAAAAUUAAGAUUGCUACAAAAAGUAUAUAACGACGAUGUAAUUGAACAUAAUGCUGAUUCUAAGUAGGAGAAAAAAACAGAAAUAGUUUUACCUAGAUUUUAUAAAAUAUGUAAAUCACAUAAAUUAAUUGAAUAGUUCAUGAGACUAUUCCUAUUUUUUAUCCAAAUACUCCAUGUCUAUUAUUUUGGAAAGGAUGGGUGGGAUUAGUAAUUUUAUUUUUUUUCUAUGAAAUACCAAUCUAUAUUUCUUUUGGUAAAGAAGUUUGGGAAGUAAUAUAUUUUUAUUAAGCUAGUUUACACCUGAAUGGGCGAAAGUAUUAAUUGCAGUAGUAGCUUUUUUAACAUUUUCAUUUGAUAUGUGUUUAGAGUUUCAUACAGCUUACUAUUCACAUGGAAAUCUUGUAAUUGAUAGGGUUAAAAUUGGACAUAGAUACUUGUAAACAAGGUUUUUGUUUGAUUUAAUUGCAACUGUAGCAUUAUUAAUCAGAUCAAUAAUUUAGACAUAUAAUGAGAGAUGGUUAUAUAUAUUUUUUUAUUUGAAAUACCCUUCUUUAAUUAGAAUAUCUUUUCAAUUUGGAGAAAUCGUAAUGCUUCAUCGUAGAAUAAGAACUAUAUUUUAGAUUGCAAAAGUUUUGAUAGUUUUAUAAUUCGUCUUUAUUGUAUAUGCAUGUAUUUGGUAUUUGGCUUGUUUAUAUGCAACUAAUAAAGGUUACAAUUCAUGGUUAACUCAUGAAGGAAAUUUCGGAGCAAUAAGUGAAUUGACAUAAAUUUAAAAAUUUUUUUACUCUUAUUAUUUCAGUGUUGGUACAACAACUACUACUAUGGGAUAUGGAGAUAUGUAACCACUAAAUAUUUUUGAAGUAUUGGUUGGUAUGGGAGGAAUAUUAUUUGCUGUAUUAAUUUUUGCAGUUAUGGUUAAUAUAAUAUUUAAGAUUUUGGAAGAAUAUGCAAUAUAUGAUAUCAAACGCUAUCAAUAACGUUUGAUAAUUAAUAGAUACAUGAUGAUUAAAGAUGUGCCAUAAAAUCUAAGAGAACGUGUUAGAUAAUAUUUGAAUGAACAUUGGUAUUAAGAGGGAAAUAGGGAUAUUUAAGGAGAAUAGGAGAUUAUAGGAGAAUUGGCUCCAGAAUUAAAGGCAGAAUUGUAAUUAGCAAGUUGUGGUAAAAUACUACUUUAAAUUCCAUUAUUUUGUAUAAACUUUUCUAGAGGAUUUCUAAGAGAAUUAUCAUCCAUAAUUUAGGAAAUGAAUUAUGCAGAGUAUGAAAUGAUAUUCUUAGGAUAAGAUCCUCAAUUUUUAGAUGAUCAAUCAAUUUAUUUCAUUAAUUUAGGAAGUGUUUCCAUAUUCCCAAAUAAUUUUAAUAAAUAACUAUAAUUAAAGAAAUUAGGGAAGGGAGAAUAUUUUGGAGAAUACACAUUUCUUACUGGAUUUUAGAGAAAAGCAUCAGCAUAAGCAUUACAAUACAGUUAAUUAUACAAGAUAAGUAGAGAGAAUUUUUUAAUCACUUUGGCUAAAUUUAAUGAAGAUUACGAGAAAUAUUGGAUGAUUAAAGAUAAGAUAGAAUUUUAAAAGGAUUUUUCAGCAAUAGGGUAAUGCUACACAUGUGAAUCAACUACUCAUUAUAGUACAGAUUGUGAUGUAACUCAUAUUGUGGUGGAUCCAAUUAAAUUGAUUGUGUUCAAUAAAGAUACAUAAAAUAGAAUUAAAUUCAAAAGAAAGGAGAAGAAGAAAUGGUAAACAUUUGUAAGAAUAGAAUGUUUUAAAAGGGAAGGUGUGAUUAUUAAUUAAUAAAUAGGAAUGGGUUGGGAUAUAGAAUUAAAAUUGAAAGAUAUUGAAAAAAAUUAGGAACACUUGGAUGAUGACGAAUUUAAAAAGUUCUAAAAUAUUUUGAAAACAAAUUUUGAUUCUUAUACAAACCAGUAUAAGGUCAAAGAAGGUCUUUAAGGUAUGGAUUAAGCAUUUUAAUUUACAAAUUAUUUUACUGAAAAUAAUUAUGACAAUCAAUCUGAAUUUAUUAAUACUUAGGCUCAGAUGAAACAACCAGCUCGUCUAUCCAUAAUUCGUAAUAAAUAAGUAUCACAAUAGAGAAGUAGAUAACCAUCUUCAUAAGAGUGA
Messenger RNA from Paramecium sonneborni, 2345 nucleotides. Lineage: Eukaryota; Ciliophora; Oligohymenophorea; Peniculida; Parameciidae. The record is from the annotation of a GenBank genome assembly.